Molecule: messenger RNA, 986 nt
Organism: Naegleria gruberi
Lineage: Eukaryota; Heterolobosea; Eutetramitea; Acrasida; Naegleriidae
Exons: 2
Source: RefSeq, a predicted model, not a curated record
UCAUGAUUAUGAAGCUCACGAAAAAAUCAAACAAGCCUACAUUGAAAACAACAUUCCUCUCUUAGAAAACGACGAAUUACUCAUCGAAAUCCCCAGAUUGACCAAAAUAUUGAACAAACCAUUUCAAGUCCAAAUUGUUGGCUCUUUAUUUUACUUUGACCGAAAAAUUGCAAAAGAAAAAACUGAAAAAUUAUUCAAGAAUUUCCCAAGAAAAUCAAAUGAAAUUCCAAGAAUUUUCCUAAUUCACAAUCCAGCCAUGAUUUCAUACGUGCCAUUGGAUGAUAGUUGUGAGAUAAUCUUUUCAGGACAUUAUCAUGGAGGUCAGAUUCGAAUAGGGCCAAAAAAACGAAUGACACUUGUCAAGACAAUGUACAAGAUUAUGAAAUUGAUUAAGAAGGAAAGGUAUGAGAAGGUUUAUCCACCAGAUCAGGGAUUAUAUGGAAGAGGAAAGUUAAGAGUGUAUAGUCAUAGAGGAACUGGACAUUACGGAUUUCCAUUUCUUGCAGGAAAGCCAAAUAACACUCCAGCCAACGAUCCAUCUUUAAUUCAAAGAAUCAAUUCGAAUAACUUUGGAUGGAGAGCGAAAGCUCACAAAGUAUUCGCAGGAAAAACUUUGGGUGACUUGAAGAAGAUAUUUAGCAUGGAUUCGUCUGUGAUGGAUCGUUUUAAAGAUGUAUUGGAUAAGAUUCAUUCGCAAAAGAAAGAAAAGGAAGUAGAUUCGUCCAAAGUUUCUAAUAACAAUGGACAAUUAGAAACAAAGAACAAGUCUAAUGGAAAAACUGCAAGAAAAACAAAAGGAAAGAAGAAUUCAGCACCAGUUUCCAAUAAGAAAGUUCGCGGCCAAAAAGCAGCAUCCAAAACAAUGAAAAUUUCAGUUUCCACUUCUCCAAAAAAACGAACUUCAAAGCCAACCAAGAAAUCAACCUCCAAUAAGAGAAUUCCCAGAAUGAGAUCUUCUGGAGGUGCUUCUACUCUUGCUAAAAAAG